GGUGAGAUGGAGCUGGGAGCUAGGCUAGUGUCUGUUCUUUUACUCUGGGCUCUCCAGGAUGGGGACUGGGCUACAAGCAAGGCCCUCUCCUGGGCUACCCAGAGCCCUGCUCCAGGAUCUUCAUUCUCUCCACCCCCUGUGGUGGCAGUGCAGUGUGAGGAUGACCGGCUAGUAGUGAGUGUGAACAGGGACUUCUUUGGAACUGGACGGCUGGUCCAGGCUGCAGAGCUGACCCUGGGCCCUUCGGCUUGUGCCCCUGUACCUGCAGAGCCCCUGAGUAAGAGAGUCGUCUUUGAGGUGGGACUCCAUGAGUGUGGGAGUGAACUCCAGAUGACCCCAGACUCGCUCAUCUACAGCACUGUGCUCCAUUAUGCACCAAAUCUCUCCCAGAGUCCACUGGUCCUUAGAAGCAGUCCAGUAUCAGUCCCCAUCCAGUGUCAAUACCCCAGGAGAGACAAUGUGAGCAGCAGAGGCAUCCAGCCCACCUGGGUCCCUUUCCAUUCUACCCUGUCCAGGGAGCAGCGGCUCAAGUUUUCCCUACGCCUCAUGGCAGAUGACUGGAGUACAGAGAGGACAUCUUCAGCCUUCCAGCUGGGGGAUUUGAUCCACAUCCAGGCUGAUGUCUACACUGGCUACCAUGUGCCUCUGAGGCUCUUUGUUGAUAGCUGCACAGCCACCUUGACCCCAGACCCAGCCUCUGUCCCCUACCAUGUUGUCAUUGACUUCAAUGGGUGCCUGGUAGAUGGACAGUCACGUGACUCUUCCUCAAUCUUCAUUUCUCCCCGGCCUGGGCAGAAUGUGCUGCGUUUCUUGGUAGACUCCUUCAGGUUUGCCCAAGACUCUAGGAAUGAGAUCUAUAUCACCUGCCACCUAAAAGUCACAGCCACUGACCAGGCCCCCAGUCCCUUGAACAAAGCCUGUUCCUAUAACUCAACAGCUGACGAGUGGCUCCCUGUGGAAGGCCCUAGGGACAUCUGCAGCUGCUGCCAGACAGGAACCUGCAUAUCCCUCUCAUCCUCCAGGAAACGGAGCCUAGCAGAUCAGGAACCAGGUAACCCUUCAGAAUUUGAGGCUGACCUGAUGCUGGGGCCUCUGGUUCUAUCUGAGGCUGAGAAUGGGCCAAAAUCGGGGCAAGGGAACAAUGUGGGAGGCAUCCCAAAAUGGCCGGAGCUGCUGCUGGGGUUGACUGUAGGGAUAGCGGCUACAGUCUGCCUACUGCUGGGCCUCAUCAUAGGCAGCCACAAAUUCGGGUCUCCUUGCUCCAGGAAUGUCUAGGGCUUCUAUCACUCUGAAAUAAAGUGAAGGAAAAC
Messenger RNA from Trichosurus vulpecula (common brushtail), 1310 nucleotides. RefSeq names its product zona pellucida sperm-binding protein 3-like. NCBI's taxonomy places the organism in Eukaryota, Metazoa, Chordata, Mammalia, Diprotodontia, Phalangeridae. The transcript has 9 exons. Gene Ontology annotation, biological process: binding of sperm to zona pellucida; egg coat formation; positive regulation of acrosome reaction. Bases 7 to 1275 code for a protein of 422 amino acids. The record is from RefSeq and is a predicted model, not a curated record. Gene Ontology annotation, cellular component: extracellular matrix. Gene Ontology annotation, molecular function: acrosin binding.